CGCCAGGGAAACCCCGUGGCGUGGUUGUGUGUCAGUUUCGCUGGGACCCGCGGUCGAUGCCGGUGAGGAGGGGGAUGGGCGCUUCUGCGAAUGUAAGGACCCGAGACAGAAUCAGAGCCCUGUAUCACAUACAGCAGCAUAUACCCCAUUAUAAAUAGCGACAGUAUAUACAAUACACCAAAAUACAUGGAUUUAACCACCGGGGAUCUAUAAUAGACACUCAAUGGAUGCAGUGCACCUGCACAGGACAGGGAAUUUAACUUUCCGUCUAUGCGUGGGAGAUACUGAGAAGUUUGUUUCCUACCCUUGGAGAGGGAGCUACUUUUAAGGGCAGAGGAUACAGGAGACACCGAGGCCGACUUACAGGCCUACUGGUCUGUUUGGAUUUGAUGUUGGGAUACUCUAAGGACCCACUGUACAUGCGUUUGCCUCGCUUAUUCAAGUUUGGAAUGCCUCUUUAGGCCCCACAUGACCGUGAGCCGUGGGCUACGGCUCGGCGGCGCCCCACCUCUGGAGUGGUCCGUCGCUGUAGUUGGGACCCUGUAAUUCCCCUCCUUGCCUCUCCUCCUCCCCCCCUCCCCCAUCCUGUCCCUCCCCUUCACCUCCUCCCCUCCCCCCCCCUCUUCCCCAUCUCCCACGCGUCGUUGUGCCGGACGUCAUGAGCAUAGUAAUCCCGCUGGGAGUCACCACACCUGAAACGUCUUACUCAGAUAUGGCUGCUGGAUCAGACCCAGAGUCAGUUGAAGCAAGCCCUGCCGUGAAUGAAAAAAACUAUAACAACCACAGCUGUGGCAGCGCACAGAGUCAUGGGUAUCGGGGCCUACCAUAUGCUAUGCAACAGUCUUCCGUUGUGUGUUGUCAGGAUCACAACUAUGGCGCGCCCCCUCCCCCUACCCCACCCGCCUCCCCGCUCUCCCAAACCAUCAUUCCCUGCAUGGACCUCAACGGAGUGGUACGCAGCUCCCGCUACCACGACGGCACCGAGGACAACUCGGCCGACAGCGACAGCUCCUCAGAGGAGGACGGGGCCGUGGCCAGCUGGUGUCACUGCAGCCUGACACCGGACGGCCUGCUCAUCAAGUGUGACAACUGCAGGGGACUGGACAGGAGGAAUGGACAAGAAGGCCAACACAGGAAACCCGAAAAUGUCUCCGCUGGCGAGAGCAGUGCCACCGAGAGUGGUGACGAAGAGGUGUCGCCCUCCACCAUCUCCUACACCGCCACCCAGCACACACCCACCAGCAUCAAACUCACAGUCAACCGGGUCAAAAGGAGCAAGUCCAAAAAGAGAAAGAAGAGCACAGAGAAGGCCCGUGGAACGCAGAAGGGCAAGAAAGUCAAGGCUUUCAGAGAGGGUUCUAGGAAGUCCAUGAGGAUGAAGAACUCAACAACGGAGGUCAGCGUACUGGAUGAGAACACGGCAGAGGGAUGGGAGAGCAGGAUCCGGCAGUGGACGGACCAGCACGAGGAGGCUCUGGCCAACCAGUACAGCGCCGACAUCCAGACACUCCUCCAACUACACCGCGCUGCCAGCGCUCCCGUCUCAAAGGCGGAGAUCGACGCACCGGCGUCACCUUCCACCACGCAGAUCCACGCCUCAGUGGACACCAUGGACACCAUCAACCGCACUGAGCUGGCCUGUAACAACACUGUGCUGGGCUCACAGAUGCAGCUCCAGUUGGGGCGGGUAACGCGUGUGCAGAAACACAGGAAGAUCCUACGGGCAGCCAAGAACCUGGAACCAGACAUGCUCAUCAUUGAAUAUCGGGGCAAGGUUAUGCUCAAACAGCAGUUUGAAGGGAGCGGGCACUUCUUUAAAAAACCCUACCCCUUUGUGCUGUUCUACUCUAAGUUUACUGACGUAGAGAUGUGUGUCGAUGCGAGGACCUUUGGAAAUGACGCACGCUUCAUCAGGAGGUCGUGUACACCCAAUGCCGAGGUCCGCCACAUGAUUGCUGAAGGCAUGAUCCAUCUGUGUAUCUACGCCAACGGUCAAAUCACAAAGGACGCUGAGGUCACCAUUGGAUUUGACUACGAGUUCAAUAGCUGUAAUUACAAAGUGGACUGUGCCUGCCAUAAGGGCAACCAGAACUGCCCGGUGCAGAAGCACAAUCUGAGCCCCAGGGAGAGCUUGGUCAGCGCCCCCUCGCUGCUGCCGCCCUCUGCUCUGGCGGGCGCCGAGACCCGGCGGAGAAAAGCCCGCAGGAGAGAGCUGGAGAGCGGCCUCGCCAGUGAUGGCAGCCAGACCCUAACCCAGCACCAGGAGGCCAAAGAACUGCAAGGGACCAGUGACGCAGAGGAGAGAUUGCUGGAUGAGCUGAACAUGGAAGAGGGAGAGGAAGGAGAGGUGGAUGAAAACGGGGUCGCCAUCGCCAAUAAAAGCACGUGUAACAACCUGGAAAGGAGGCGCAAGAGAGUGGGAGGAGCUGAAGUCAAGGAGGAGGGUGUGGAAAGUGAGGACGGGGUGGGAAACCCCGCAGGGAACACUCCCACACCCCCCAAUGCCGGAGUGGGAGUCAGCACACGGCGCACAUCUUAUGUGAUGGACCCGCCGUCGACUGAAGAAAAGACCUCAUUACCCAACCUUCCCGCUCCCAUUGCACCCCCUAAACCCGCACGACCCACCAAGCCUCGGCCCAAAAGUCGAAUCUCCCGCUACCGGUCAAGUUCGUCCCAGCGAGCCCGGCGCCAGCGCCAAGCACUCGCCCAGCAAGCUGCCGCCGCAGCAGCAACCGCAGCGGCAGCGAUGGCAGCGACGCUGUCAUCCGCUGACCAGGGUGCCUGUCUGGACGAGGAGGGAUCUCAGGGCCCGUAUGGUUCUGAACACGCCCACGGAGAGAGCGGUCUGGGUGGUCAUCUCCUAGACGGAGAUGGUCUAAACUGUAUAAAUAGAGGCAACUUGCAUUACCCCAAGACCAAGAAGUACCUGGUUACAGAGUGGUUAAAUGACAAGGUUCCUGGAGGGGAGAAGGUCCACCAAGAGAUGCCCGUUGAGCGCCCUCUCCGGAUAACCACUGACCCCACGGUGCUGGCCACUACCCUCAACAUGCUGCCGGGCCUCUCCCACACGUCACUCAUCUGCACCGCGCCCAGACACUACAUCCGCUUCGGCUCCCCCUUCAACCCCGAGAGACACCGGCCUCGCCCCCUCCAAAUGGACGGCACUUACGGCUGCUACAAGAAGAGAUGGAUCAAGCAGGUGGAGGAUGAGAGCUAUUCAGCCAGUGUGGAGGAUGGCACAGAAUCCACCUCCUCCCAGCAAAGUACUAGUAGCAGGUCCACCCCCAACCCCCUGUCAACUGAUCUCAACGCACCGUUUAAGAAGCGGCGCGCUAAGUACGCGUCGGACACGACGCCGGCACCCUCGGACCCUCUGCUUCGCCCGCUGUCGCCCAUCACGCCACCACUCCCGGAGGACUCCCUCCAGCCGUCACUCCACAACCCCUGCGGCUCCCUGCUGCCCAACGGCCUGGUCUACUCGCCCAUGCCCUCGCUGCCCGCCAGCCGCUGCAACACCCCGCUGCAAUUCGAGAACAUAUCGUCCCCUGAGGCGUCUCCUGUUCAUCGGCCAGAGUCCAUCUCUCCUGAGCCGUGUCUUCAGACAGACUUUGACAUCUGUCGUCCUCAGUUCCCCGACCUGUCCCUCCCCUCCAGCUUGGAGAGCCCUAUGGCGCUGAACUCGGAUGACUUUUGCCUCACUGGAGGCCCUUCAGGCCACGACUCACAGUGCCCAUCAUCUGGAGGGACGAGCUCCGUAAACACAGCGUCCUGUCCUUCCUCAGACCUCGCUUCCCAAAACAGAGAGCAGGCUUUCAGGACAGAGUUCAACCUCAUAUACACCUGCUCGCCCCUCAAUGCAAACCUGGGCAACCCUGUGGCCACCGACCGCCACCUCUCCCAGUCCGAAGGUGGCUUUUCCCCUGCGGAGUCCUUCCACAGCUCCAUAAGCGGCCAGGGGCCGCUGGGAGACGCGGGCCCCGGCUCCAUGUCGCCCUAUGGCGAGCCUCACUAUGGAGGAGGCUACCCGGAUAGUGGCACCCCUCCUCACACCAGCAACCCACCACAAAAGAAGAAGAGGGCCAAGCAGCAUACCAUUAGUCUGCUGACAGGGAAGCCAGAUUACCAGGCUAUAGCUGUAAGAAGUGAAUACAAGCCAGUACAAAAUAUGGUGUCUUUGCUGGAGUACCGCAAGAGGAAGCAGGGCGGCGGCCGCGACUCUGAGCCAACCGGCGGCUCGUCGCUGGGCGGCACCCCCACCCGGCCCUGCUCCCACUACAGCCACGACUCCCACCACCCCCACUGCCAUCAGCAGAUGCAGCCGAUGGCCUCCCCGCACAGCUCCUUCUCCUCCUCGGCGCACGCCUCCUCUGUCCCGCAGAGCGAGGAGGUCAGUCCUCCAGACCACCAGAGCUCGUCAGUGCAGCUCAGAGGCCAGGACAGCAACAACCAGUGGAUGGUCCCCACUACGGUUGAACGUCUGAGGGAAGGUCAGGGGGUUCUGGAGCGAGUGCUGAGAAGCAUCAAGAUGGAGCGCGUUUACAAGAGGAGUGACAGUUCUACAGAGAAGGACUCUGAUGCAGAUCGGUAUGAGGUGCAGGCCGCGGCGUCCAUGACUUCUCCCAGGAAGAGUCCACACAGAUACAGUCCCUCUGUGUACUCCCACCAGUCCUCAGACGGCCUCCGGCAGACCGACAGCCCGUCGUUCCUCCAGCAGACCUCCAACUCUCCAUUCCGGGGUUCCUACAGUCCCUCAUCAGGCCAGAGCUUCUACCCACGCCAUGUGUCCCAGGACUACCCUCCAUCCUCCUACCCCACCUCCUCCUCGGACUCCCGGCCGCCGCCGGUGGGCUCUCUACACCAGCAGCAGAGCGGCAGCUGUAGCGUGGACGGAGGCCACGGCUACGGCAGCAGCCACUUAAAAGCGAGCCUUUUGAACAGCAGCUGCUUGGUGGGGUCUCCCAGUCCGGGCCCCAGGCCCCACGGGCAGACUAAGACAGACUCGGGCGCCCAGGCCUCCAGAGGGAGUCAGCAGCAGGCGUCUCGCAGCAUGAAGUCGGGCAGCCCCGGCCAGGCGGCGCUGCAGGCGGGCUCCAGGCUGCUGCCGGCCAGCGGACCGACACACUACCCACAGAGAGGGACGAGCCUCAGUCAGUUCCAGCACUCCCCUCUCCAGGGACCCGGAAAAAAAGAAAACAAAUUGCCACAUUCUGCACAAAGCUAAUCAUUGACUUUGGACGUCAUGACAGAAUCAGUGGAAAAAUCUAUUUGGAUGACGCAUUCUGAAAAACAUGAAACAAAAAAACAAACAAGAAAUCACGUGUAACUUGAAAUUGUCCCCAGUGUUUCCUCAUGUGCCGGACUGUGCAAACAGGCUCUAUAAUGUCGGAAAGUAAAAACUUCCACACAAAUGUCUGUACAAAGUUAUUAAAAAAAGCCGUACCUGUCGCCAUGGUACCCAGGUUGGAUAAAUGCUGAGACGCAUAUGUAACUGAAAGCAAGAGUUGUUUUAUUUUUUAUUUUAUUUUCUCUCGACGUUAUGUUUUUCUGAUUUGGCGAGUGGCCGAGUCUGUGCUGCAGUAAAUAAGUGUUUGAUUUGGAAAGGGGGGGAACGAUUCAAGCAGCAUGUUAAUCAUCCGUUCUAAAGAUGCAUUCGAGAGGCGGGGAGGACGGGGUCUCCCUGGAAACCAUCAUUCCAUAUGAUUGCCAGCUUCAGUGUUCUCUCACCAAACAUGAAAAAAAGCCCCUUUUUCUCUCUCUCCCUCUGUCUCUCUCUCCUUCUGUCUCCAUCUUUUUCUCGGUUCUCCGGAGUUCCGUUUUUGUUUCGGUUCUCUCACCCCCACUGGAUUGUGUUUGAUUUCACAUUAGGACUACUUCGCUGUAGACCUCUGAUAUUGUACUUAAGACAUACAGGUCUUAUGAUUCAUGGUGCUGCAUUCUUGUUUUUGUUUUGUUUUUUCAAUAAAUUUGAAAUCCAGUUAAGUUCCCCACAUA
This is a messenger RNA of Pseudoliparis swirei, 5991 nucleotides long. RefSeq names its product SET domain containing 5 (gene setd5). The record is from RefSeq and is a predicted model, not a curated record. NCBI's taxonomy places the organism in Eukaryota, Metazoa, Chordata, Actinopteri, Perciformes, Liparidae. The transcript is spliced from 26 exons. Gene Ontology annotation, molecular function: protein binding. Bases 659 to 5221 code for a protein of 1520 amino acids.